Molecule: messenger RNA, 1164 nt
Organism: Tarenaya hassleriana
Lineage: Eukaryota; Viridiplantae; Streptophyta; Magnoliopsida; Brassicales; Cleomaceae
Product: vacuolar protein sorting-associated protein 32 homolog 2-like
Exons: 8
Coding region: 224-886 (220 amino acids)
Biological process (GO): late endosome to vacuole transport via multivesicular body sorting pathway; vesicle budding from membrane
Cellular component (GO): ESCRT III complex; cytoplasmic side of plasma membrane; multivesicular body
Source: RefSeq, a predicted model, not a curated record
UCCAAUGCCGUUUUGGAAAAUGGUAAAGUAGCUUCGUUCGAACUCCUGCGCCGAACAUCAACACGGUUAAGAAAAUCUCUCCUCGUGAAUCCCUAAUCCAUCCUCUCUGGCGUGAUUAGGGUUCAUCCGUUGUAUUUUGGCGCGGAAUUUCGGUGGUCGUUGAUUGUUUUGCUUGUUGCGGAAUAGAUUGGAGUGGGUUUUUAUACAUCGCAGAUAAUCAACCAUGUUCGUGAAUCGGCUCUUCGGGAAACCCAAACCGGAAUCUAAUGCUCUCCAAACAUUAGACAAGCUAAACGAGACGCUCGAGAUGUUGGAGAAAAAGGAGAAAGUUCUCCUGAAGAAGGCUUCUGCAGAAGUCGAAAAAGCAAAGGAAUUCACCCGACUAAAGAACAAACGAGCGGCUAUACAGUGUUUGAAAAGGAAGAGGUUAUACGAACAACAAAUUGAACAGCUGGGAAAUUUCCAGCUGCGUAUUCAUGAUCAAAUGAUUAUGUUAGAAGGUGCCAAGGCAACGACAGAAACUGUAGAUGCAUUGAGGAGUGGAGCUUCUGCAAUGAAGGCUAUGCAGAAAGCAACAAACAUUGAUGAUGUGGACAAGACCAUGGAUGAGAUCAACGAGCAGACAGAGAACAUGAAACAGAUCCAAGAAGCAUUGUCCACUCCAAUCGGUGCUGCUGCUGAUUUUGACGAGGAUGAGCUAGAAGCAGAACUCGAAGAACUAGAAGGCGCCGAACUGGAAGAGCAACUUCUCCAGCCUGCCACGACUGCUCCUGCAGCCACGGUUCCCAUGCCAGCUGGCAGGCAACCAGCUCGUCCGGCCGCCCAGAAGCAGCGGACAGACGAGGAGGAUGAACUCGCAGCAUUACAGGCUGAGAUGGCCCUCUAAGGUUUUUCCAUGGGGAGCUUGUCACAGAGAUGGAAGGGAACAGAGGAUGUAUAUAUAAGUACACGCGAGUCUAUAUUGGUGUGUUAGCGGCAUCUAAUAUAAAUUAUGUUCUGUCGUGGAUGUCAUCAUCUUCCAUUUGUGUGGUACUUUUAGCUCUUUUUUGUUGUUGUUACUUUGUAUCACGGUAAUAAAUAAUGCUGUAAUGAGAUAUGGAUUUGCCGCUCCAAAUGUACACGCCGUUUCGACCAGGUAAAACUGAACUUCAUGUCGUUUUCCCA